This is a messenger RNA of Bufo bufo (common toad), 3062 nucleotides long. RefSeq names its product Kruppel like factor 7 (gene KLF7). The coding region runs from base 394 to 1284 and encodes 296 amino acids. The record is from RefSeq and is a predicted model, not a curated record. The transcript is spliced from 4 exons. Lineage: Eukaryota; Metazoa; Chordata; Amphibia; Anura; Bufonidae. Gene Ontology annotation, molecular function: DNA-binding transcription factor activity, RNA polymerase II-specific; RNA polymerase II cis-regulatory region sequence-specific DNA binding. Gene Ontology annotation, biological process: regulation of transcription by RNA polymerase II.
UCUCUUAAGAAGCAAGGGGGGGCUAGGAGAGAGAGAGGAGGAAAAAAUUGAGCCACUUCUUUCCCCCCUUCCUCCUAAAAUAGAGAGCAAAGCUUGCAUCCAUGAGCAGGCGGCAGUGGUACUCCACACAGAGAUGCCAAUUCCAUGUCAGUGAGUUUGCAUCCUCCUUCCUGGUCCCAGCCCUGGAGUCAGCGCAGCCUUGCUGAGGAUUCCUUGCCUCCCGCUGGAUUGGGACUUUUUCUCUCUUUUCUGCCUGUGCUCAGCACCUUCCACUGUUUCCAAUGCUUGGGUUUGAUUGACCAGCACUUCUUGUGUGGCUGCAGCUUCCCCACUGACUGUCCUGAGCCCUCCCAGGAUUAGAGCUAGCCUGCAUUGUCAGCCUCCCUGGCCACCAUGGAUGUUUUGGCUAGUUAUAGCAUAUUCCAGGAGCUGCAGAUUGUGCACGACACGGGCUACUUCUCAGCAAUGCCAUCUUUGGAGGAGAAUUGGCAGCAGACCUGUCUGGAGUUGGAACGGUAUUUGCAGACAGAACCACGGAAGAUGUCAGAGACAUUUGGAGAAGAUUUUGACUCUUUCUUGAACAGCUCCAUUUCUCAAGGUACAGAUGGAUGUGGCCGUAAGCUGGACCCCAUUGUAAUUCCUGUGGACAUCAGUACGUAUGAGAAGCGCCCUAGUAUGGACCUGCUACUUUCCCAAGACAAACUGCUGUCAGAAUCAUGUGUCAGCUUACAGCCUGCCAGUUCCUCUACAGAGUGUUACACAUCCGUAAAUCAGGCACAGCUGAACGCAGUGACAUCACUAACGCCGCCAUCUUCUCCGGAACUCAGUCGGCAUCUGGUGAAAACACCACAGUCUCUGUCUGCUUUGGAUGGAACCGUCACAUUAAAACUGGUUGCAAAAAAAGCCUCUGUUAGCUCUGGAAAGGCAGCAGAAUCCUCCUCAUCUGCCAUAACAUCAAAGUGCAGCCUAAGUGACAGUGAGCAGGCUGGGAACGCGGGCGAAGCAUCACCCGAAAACAAGAAAAGAGUUCAUAGAUGUCAGUUUAAUGGCUGCAGAAAAGUCUACACAAAGAGCUCCCAUUUGAAGGCCCACCAGAGAACGCACACAGGUGAAAAGCCAUAUAAGUGCUCCUGGGAAGGGUGUGACUGGCGUUUUGCUCGGAGUGAUGAACUUACAAGGCACUACAGGAAACACACAGGGGCAAAGCCAUUUAAAUGCAACCACUGUGACAGGUGCUUUUCCAGGUCUGACCACCUUGCCCUGCACAUGAAGAGGCAUAUCUAAGGACAUUUUGCAGCAGUAAUGGCUGUUCUACUUUGGGAGGACCAAGGGUAGCAGUGGACACGUCAUUUUGUCUGUGGAAUUGCAGAACAUACAGAACAUUUUUACAUGUAAAACCCUGUACACAAAAAUCCAUAUCAAUUCUUCAUGCACCAUUACAUGCCCCAACAUAUUUGUCUGUCUGUUAUGCCUUACCCUCCAGCCUGACUGAAAGUCUUGCACAGUAGUGGAGAGUUAGAUAAUUGGGAAACAACUGCAUACAAAGUGUUUUGAAGCCUCACUGUGGAAAUGAACAGCAGGAGAACAGUAAUCUUAUGGGCCUCUGAUGAACUCUCCUUACUGAAAGUCAGAAGUUGCUAAGAAGCCACCUACGAGUUGUAUUGUUGUAGCACUAAUAUCAUUUUUCUUAUAAUAUGUAAUUUAAGGAAAAAAAAUGGAUUUCAAUCUAGGAAACCAAAUCCGAGCCUUUUGGUUCAUAUCUGAAGACUCCUGAUAAGGAAGAGUUCAAGACCUACUUGGAUCCUAUCAAGUGUUCUACACUGGUUGGCCUCAUUAGAGAGCUUUUAAAACCAUUUAGCUCAAUGCCAUAGGCCUUGCUGGUAUUGGACUGGUGGGGAUAGAACAACUAAACCAUUUAUGCGAUUCUUAGAUGUAUUUUCAGAAGGACAUAUGGAUGGAGGAGCACUCAUUCCCAACUAAUUUAUUUUUUACUUUUGUUGGCUGUAGCACAUCUUAUGCACUAGAAACUUACAUAAGCCACUGAUGUUGACUAAAUAUGGAGCUUAUCUGUUGCAUUGAAGCACCCAACCACCAUUGUGUGCACUUCCAAAGGUUACACAACCUUUUAUUAUUAAUUUUUCAAUUGAGUUUUCCCCAGGUUUUUUUUUUUUUGCAGAAGCUUUUUCAUAAGCUUUUAGUAAAUGCGCUAUAUGGACAGAUAUCUUGGAAAACUAUUGAAUCUCCAUCUGGACAGUUUUUGCUUGAAUUGGACCAGCGACCUAGACUUGGCUCCUAUCAUCUGAUGAGCGGCAAGCCUUCUCUUUUGAACUUUCCAAACUUUGUGCUUGAUCAUUGACUUCUCCUAACAAUAUAACUAGUUAGAAACUUGAUGUUAUUUCCAGAGCAGCUGCAUUUUGUACUUAAUCUUACCUUUUGAGUGUCAACAACAAAAAGCCAAAUAUAUUAAAUCAUACAACAUUGGGUAAUGAAAGACACUUUAAGCAAGUUGAUUUUGCCCUACUGACUCAUAAAGCAGAUACUUUCUUGUUUACAGAGGUCAUUGACUGGACACUGAACUAUAAUUUUAGUGUGUCAAAAGGGUAAACAUUGAUAGCAUUAAGCCAGGGUAUUGGUAAUUUUUCCACAGGGUUGUUUCAGAUAUUACAGAGUACAGAUCUUUUAUGACUGUUUCUUGGUAAAAUAAUAAACUAAACUUUUCCCAUUAGUGCAUAGUCAACAGAGUAUAUAUGUACAUACUACUCAAGUCAGUUGCCACUGGUCUUUGCUCCAAAGACUAGCAAUCAGACCAUAUCUAGUGGUCAAUUCAAGUACCGUAGAUGUGGGUUGUAUAUUUUGUAUAUUCUGGGACCACCCCUAAGCAGCUAGUAAAAUUGCACAUUUGGUCCCGAUUUGUCCACAUAAACGCAGCUCUUUUACCCCAGCCGGCUGGCAUCUUUUUAACUUGUUUUGACUCCUUGACUGUUAAGCAAAAAAAAAAAGAAAAAAGAAAAAAAAUUAAAAAAAAUCUAAAGCAAAAUGUGUUAUAAAAAAAAAAUAAUAAU